UAGCUGUGCAGGGUUAAGACAGACAGAGUGAAUAGGAUAGCAAGUAAGAGCAAACAGCUUUUAUAUAAGGACGGGAUCAUCGACAAAAGGUACACCCAACAAAAGUGACAUUCAGUUCUAAUUUACAAGGAUUAUGUUUCACAGCUGAACCACCACUCUCCGUCCAUUUCACCUGUUGAAGGCAGGUUAUGACAUACAGGGUGACUCUCUGUUAAAAAGCGUUGUGAAUGUGUUCAACAGCCAACUAUGUUCUCCCACUAAGGAGAACUUGUGAGUCUUUGGGGGCCCCGGGGAGACGGUACGGGAGCGCAUCCAUGACCUCCAGCUUCCAGGGAGGGCGGCCUCAUGGGAUUGCAGAAGACAUGGGCCAGGACAUGGAUUUGGCCUGGCAGGAGCUGAUGACCAUCACGGAUCUACAGGAGUUCAAUGUCCCAGCUGAGAGCUCCUAUGAACCAUCACCGUACAAUUCUGUCAUUCCCCUGGUCCCGAUAGGGGACUACAGCAUGACCCAGUCCCGUUCAGCCGCAUGUGAACCCAACACUGCUCAAUAUGAGGAACCCUACUCAGAGGUGAGGCAAGCAUGCCAUCAUCUGGGCUCCACUGCCGAGGCAAUGUUUGCUCUCAAUGUUACUCAUCCCAGCCCCAGGAUGCUGCCUUCCUCUGCUUCAACCCAUCAUUUGGAAGGGAAAGAGCAGAUGAAAAUGGGCUGUAUCACUAACAGAACAAAUAUGCCAUGGACUACUCACAGAUCAAACAUGCAUCAUAGCUCUGUGGAUGACCUUGAGUCCGACUCUGGCCUGUCUUUGGGUUCUAGUCCUCCCCUAACCUCCCCAGAUGAUGCCCAGAUUGCCUCCACAUCAUACCCAAACGCAGAUGCACGCAUCACGUAUAGCAAUGGAGAGAGUCAUGGUCUACAAACCAGUAGGCCUCAGUCACGGUUCACUGUGGAGCAUCAGCUGCACCAUCAUUUGUAUUCUCACCCAGCCCAGUCUUCUUACCUCCCCUCUCAACCUUACUUUAAUCAUGAACCCAACUCUAUGACCCCUCUACCCAAGCCCCAGCAUUACCAAGGAAAUACUUUGAACGACCAGAUAGAUGGCGCCGAGUUGUCCAGCAGAGGGUGCUCUCAUCAGAGCAUGCAUGUGAAGCAACAAGAUAACCACACCCACCCAGCACCACUGAGCAGAGAUGAGAGACGCGCACUAGCCCUGAAAAUCCCCUUUACUGCGGAAAAGAUCAUCAACGUGCCAGUCGACGACUUCAAUGAGCUCUUGACACAGCACACACUGUCUGAGUCUCAGCUGGCUCUGGUCAGGGAUAUAAGACGGCGAGGGAAGAACAAGGUUGCUGCCCAGAACUGCAGGAAGAGGAAGCUAGAGAAUAUAGUUCACCUUGAGGGAGAACUGGACCAGCUACAAGCACACCAAGAGCAGCUGGCUCAGCAGAGAAUAAAGUUUCAAAACAGCCUUGCUAUUGUAAAGUGCCAUCUCACAGACCUUUACAGUAAAGUGUUUACCUAUUUAAAGGAUGAACACGGUCAGCCAUAUUCGAUAGACGAGUACUGCCUACAGCAGACACCUGAUGAUAAAGUCUACCUGGUGCCGCAAAAUAUGCAAGGAAGGCAGCAACGCUGAGUAAUUUCAUAAUGUAUAUCAUUAACUCAGCUCAUUUCAUUUAAAUUUUCCGUAGUUGGCAAGCUUAAGGCAUGCAUUUUGUAACAUCAAUAAACAUUUGUUCUUGAGAAAUACUUUGUUAAAAAUACAAAUACAUCGUUUUGUACAAAUAUUUUAUUAGAAAUGUUAAAAAGACCGCACAGCAGCCAUGCAAUUUGUUGAAGCAUAUCAGCCUCAAACGCCAUCUGUCCAUGAAACCUAUGGUGGCAUACAGGGAACAAGUUUAGAACACAGUCAGUCAUGUGCUCGUAUUGUUACUACACCGCCCUUUAAACAAACCUUAAUAAAGUGCCUGAUCCACCGUCAUUCAUUCAAUGUUGCAGCAGCGCAAUGCCAAUUCCCCUGUAAAAUGAGAUACCAAGCGUG
This is a messenger RNA of Gadus chalcogrammus (walleye pollock), 2039 nucleotides long. RefSeq names its product nuclear factor, erythroid 2 (gene nfe2). The coding region runs from base 228 to 1634 and encodes 468 amino acids. Gene Ontology annotation, cellular component: nucleus. The transcript is spliced from 4 exons. The record is from RefSeq and is a predicted model, not a curated record. NCBI's taxonomy places the organism in Eukaryota, Metazoa, Chordata, Actinopteri, Gadiformes, Gadidae. Gene Ontology annotation, biological process: regulation of transcription by RNA polymerase II. Gene Ontology annotation, molecular function: DNA-binding transcription factor activity, RNA polymerase II-specific; RNA polymerase II cis-regulatory region sequence-specific DNA binding.